Messenger RNA from Lucilia sericata (common green bottle fly), 8525 nucleotides. RefSeq names its product katanin p80 WD40 repeat-containing subunit B1 (gene kat80). The record is from RefSeq and is a predicted model, not a curated record. Bases 1191 to 3809 code for a protein of 872 amino acids. Gene Ontology annotation, biological process: microtubule depolymerization; microtubule severing. Gene Ontology annotation, cellular component: katanin complex. Lineage: Eukaryota; Metazoa; Arthropoda; Insecta; Diptera; Calliphoridae. Gene Ontology annotation, molecular function: microtubule binding. The transcript is spliced from 10 exons.
UCUUUUGUGCGUCUACUUUAUCGUUUCAUUUUAAUUUUUCUUCUACUGUUUCUCUGUCGUCGAUUAUUUUGACAACUAGUGUUUGUGUGUGUCUGUCUACCAAAAAAAACAGAAAAAAGUAACACGGGAGAAAGGAUUUUUUGUUUUUAUUUAACUAGAAAAGAAAUUUUUAUAAAAAUUUUAUUUUUAAAAUAGAAAAAAAAAGUUAAAAGUGUUAAAUAAUUGCAAAUAUUUAUAAGAAAGUUAAAAAAGUAAAUUUGGGGCUUGAAUGUUACGAAAAAAAAUCAAACCGAAAAAAGCAAAAAAAUAGAGUGAAUCGUUGAAUGUCUUGUGCUGUUGGGCCGUGUUUGUUUGUUGGUGUCUUGCAGUCAUCAGCAUUAACGUUGUAGUUAGACGACGUCGUCCAAUUUGAAAAUAGAAAAGUUUGCUAAAGGCCCCAUGAAGUGGCAAGAAGAAAUUAAAUACACAAAAUCGAAAAGAAAUAAAUAAAAUUAAAUUUGAGGUGUAAAAAUAACAGCAAGACAAUACAACAGCAACAAAAACAUCAGUGAAGUGUAAUAAAAAUCCCCAAUCAAUUGCUCCACUCCGCUUCGACAAAAGUGUAGAAAUUCUUGAGCUAAUUUGGUUCGUACAACGAAACCAAAAAAUAUCUAAAUGUGGCAUUAUAAAUAAAGAAAUAAAUACAAAAAACAAGAAGAAAAAAAUCCAAUAGCUAAAAGCGGAAAUUCUAAAAAAGUAACAAGCCAGCAAUUGAUUUGUAUUGGAAGAAAUUGAAUAAAGAAAGAAAAAAAAAAUAAAUUAAAAAUCUCAAUUUCAAAUCAAAACAAGCAAAAGAGCAAAGUAAAGUAAAUUAAAGAAUAGAAUAGAGUAGUAAAUCCAAGUGGUUAAGUAAGUAAGUGAGUGAGUGUAUUGUGAGUGAAUGACUAAGUAGUGGCCUAAAAGAUCAGUUAAUGGUAAAAAAGCAAAUAGAAAAAAAUAAAACAAUAAAAAUAAACACAAACAAAACAAAAAAAUUAUACAUAUUAUUAUAAAAGUGGUAGUAGGAAGACAUCAUCCAUCACUUUGUACAUUGAUCCACUGUUUGCUGAAAAAAAAAACUAAACUAAAUUCAACGAACCCCAAAACAACAACAACAACAACUAUACAACAGCAGCAGUAGCAAAAAUUAAAAAAGUGGCUAAAAUAAAGUGAUGGCAUUAGCGCGUAAAUUAACCGAAAGAAUAUAUGAGAUAAAAGCGCAUAAUGGCAAUGUUACUUGUCUGGAUGUUGGUGAAACGGGUCGUGUUUUAGUUACGGGUGGUCAAGAUCGUAAUGUUAAUUUAUGGGCCAUAGGACAAACAGAAUGUUUUAUGUCACUAACCGGUCACAAUCGACCCAUAGAUUGUGUACGUUUUGCAUACAAUGAUGAUUUUGUAUAUUCUGCCGAUGAUAUAGGCAUUAUAAGACGUUGGGAUUUAAAUGCCCAAACAAUAUGUUCCACAUUAAAUGGUCAUAUGAAAAGUGUGCGAACAUUGGAUUUUAAUCCAUCCGGAGAGUAUGUAGUUUCGGGCAGUAAUGAUACAACAGUAAGACUCUGGGACGUUCGCAAUCAAAACAGUUGCAUGAAAAUCUAUCGUGGUCAUAUAUCACAUGUUAACUCUGUGAAAUUUUCACCAGAUGGCCUUUGGAUUGCCUCGGCUGGCACCGAAGGUUCUGUCAUCAUUUGGGAUAUACGCAAGAGUAAACAGAUUAUGGAAUUUUGUGAUCAACCAGCUGGUGCUGCUAUAACCUGCAUACAAUUUCAUCCAUUUGAAUUUUUACUGGCUGUCGGUCGUGUUGAUGGCACCGUCUGUAUAUAUGAUUUGGAAACAAAAUCGCGUAUAACACAAACAGAUUCGACUAGUUUAUUUUAUCGUCAUCCCAUUAAAUGUAUAACAUUUAGUGAAAAUGGCGAGUGUUUGUUUGUGGGCACAGCAGCUGCUAUUUCAGUAAUUGGUUGGGAACCAGAUCGAGAAUUUGAUCAUAUUAAAUCAGCUUGGACAGCAUUGGGUGAUAUGAAAAUUGUCAACAGAAGAUUGAUUUGUGGCUCCUUUGAACAGGAAUACGUUAGUAUUGAUGCUCUCAGUGUUAACCGCGUAUUUCCCUUUUACAAUCCAUCUAACAAUACCGCCCCCGCCUUUAAUCACAACUCAACCACACGAAAAAGUUUUUCGCGAGGCAAUCAAAAGUUAAGACUUUCGAUUGGUGGUCCAAAACCGUCCAGAUUGGUGGAAGAAAAUGAAGAUAAUCGUAGUCCGAGUUUAGAUGGUCAUUCGUCGCCAAAUCUCAGCUUAGAAUUGGUUGAUGAAUCUGCCAUAGAUCCAGCAAUGCAAACACCCACACUACCGUCCGUCUCCACACAUCCCCUCAAUGGUCAUGGAGGCAAUUCAAUAAAUAUAACCCUAACAGAUUUUGAAACAAGCUAUACGUCAAUGGGAGGAAGUAGUAGUGGUGUUAAUGUCCCCUUGAAAAAACUAUCAUCAUCACCUUAUCAUUUUCCCAAUAUAGCUUCAAGCACCGCGUAUUCAUCAUUUGGUGGUAGUAGUUUGGGGGCUUUAAAUUUUGAUGGUCCCAGCUCAUUGAAAAUGCCCGGUGAACGGGGGGAUAUAUAUCAAUAUGAACGUUUUGUAGAUCCUUUUAAUCAGGAUUCCGAAAUAAAUUUCAAUGAAAGUUUCCCGCCUGUUAUAACAAAUUACGAUAAUACCGAAAUGGUUGAAGAUUUUCCAGUCAAUACAAAUCUUCAUCAACCGCCCGGUUCGACAGGCCCCGCAAAUGGCACCAGCAAUUCGGUGAGUUCAACAACCAGUUCGUCGAAUUUCGCCCAUCCGCCUCCGAAGACAGCUAAACCAAAAACAACAUCGCACAUUACAAAACGCACUACCCAGGUAACGAGCGGUGGUGGUGGUGUUAAGAACAGUGUUUCCUCCACCUUUCAACAACGCAAUAAACUAUCGCAAGUAUCAUCCGUCAGCACAACUGAAUUGCACAAAAUGGAUGAUAAUAUGCUUAUUAAGAAAUCCGCUUCAUCACAUAUUGUUGUAAAUAAAAAUAAGGCACAUGUGAAUAAAGAGAAUGCACGUAAUAAAAAUAUCACUGUGCAAAUAAUAACUAAACCUCCUACACGUUCACGUACUUCGUUGGAAUUGAGAUCACCGCAAAAGCAAGCACAGCAAUCGGCGGCACAAAGACAGACACAAAUUCCUAUUAGUUAUCGUCCAGAUCCGUCUUUACUCAGUCAAUCGGGUAUGAAUCAAAAAAGCUUUAAUAAUAGUCGUCAUGGUAUUGAUGAUAAUGUACCAGAAAUAGAAAUGUUAUCAGCAACACAUGAACAAGUUUAUCAGGAAUUAAGUAAUCGCAAUGCAACUUUACAAAUUAUACGAAAUUCAACAAGAUCUCAUGAUGUUCUUGCUGCCCUUAGGCAGGCCAUUAAAAUGGGUCGCACAGUUUUUGUGGAUCUAUUAGGAGCAAUAUUAGAAAAAACAUCGUCCUGGAAUUUAGAUUUAUGUAUUUUAAUAUUACCCGAAAUUUAUGAAUUGCUGCAAAGUCAACAUAAAUUUCACUAUACACGUGCUUGUGAUACGCUACGUGUUAUACUCUCAAAUUUCUUGCCAAUUAUUCAGGAUAAUCUUGAUCCCUGGGUCAAUGGUUUGGGUGUGGAUGUUACACGCGAAGAACGCCAUCGUAAAUGUUUAGAAUGUCAACGAUGGCUUUUGCAAAUACGAAAUUUACCCGAAAGCAAUCAUUUUGGUACCACCCUCAGCCAAUUGCAAAAUAUGAUUGUUAAUAUUUAAGAAAUAAUAAGUACACAGGUCUUAUACAAUUUUUAUGUUUAAUAGUUAACCUUUUUACUUAUAUUCUCUUAAUACAUUUAUUUAUUAAUGUUUUUUUCUUUAUUAUUUUUUUUUUUGAUUAUCUUUGUUUCUAAUUUUUAUUUUAUUAUAUAAUUUUAAUUUUGUUUUUUCUUUAUUUUUUUUGUGUGUAACUAAAUUUUUGUUUUUCUGUUUUUUAAUUUAUUAAAAAAACACUCCUUAUUUGUAAUUAUAACACAAAAAAUCAUUGUUUAUAAAGUGAAAAAAUUAAACUUAUUAAAAAAUUAACAUGUUUUUUUUUGCAUUGCUUUUCCUUUUUGGUUCGAAAUUGGUUUUAGCAGCUGCAGGCAGCACCUUUACAUUUUGUUCUUUUUUUAUUAUCAAUUAUUAGUUUAUUAAUUUUAUUAAUUUUAAAUUUCACCUAAAUUUAUGUGAAUUUGAAUUUAAAGUAUUUUAACACCAAUUAAAUUUGUAUUUUUAAUUAGUAUAUUUAAUUUUUUGAUUCUGUUUUGUAAUGUAUGUAGUCCUGUGUGCAUGUGGCCGUUUUGUAUUAAUACAAUUUAAUUUUAGAAUGAUUUUGGUAUGUGAGUGUGUGAUUUUAAUUUAUGUUUUUUUAUUUAAUAACAUUUACAUCAUCUUAUUUACUUUUCCUUUUUUCAUAACUAGAGUUGUAAAAAUUCAGAUAUUUGUAGGGAAAAUAUUUUAUGAAUAUGAAAAAUAGCAACAUUCAUAGAUAGAACAAGAAAAAAGUCAAUUUAGUGAAAUUUUUCUAAGAGUUUGUUUGAAAGUUAAUUCUAUUCUUCAAUAUUUUUGGGGAUAAUUGUCAUAUCAUCACAACUUUUUACUAAUGAAAAAACUAAUUUUUUUUCUAAAUAAUUUUUACUAAACGUUUUAUUAAUAUCUACUACAGAAAUUAGGUUUCUGUUCGAAGAAUAUUUUUCGGAUUCAAAAGAUUUUUUUCUAGAAAAAAUUUCGGUAAUCUGAAAUUAUCCUCUAAGUUUUCGAAAUAUUUUCUUGUUGAAAAUUUCUUUACUUUGGAAGAUAUUUUCUAAAGAAAAUUAUUUAAAAAGUUUACUUACCUUUUUAAUUUAUUAUUUAACUAGUUGAUACCUCUUCAUUUUGGUACCAAACUACUUUAAUCGGUUUAGCGUUAACCAUUGAUUCAAAUAUAAAACUAAUACGUCAUUUAUCGGACACAUUUAACACUUUACAGGAGUUUAACUAACCUUACCUAUAACUCGCCACCCCUGAAAUAUAUUUUUGAUUUUUACUCCUAUUAAUUAGCUUCAAGUUUGAAUCAUAUAAUACUCCAGCAUGCUUGCACAAUGUUAAUUUGGUACAAUCACAAAAAUAUCACACAAUCAAUUGAUACAAUCGUACCACAAGCUCACUCGAGUCCAAUUGGUUGGUGUUGUGUAUGGGCCCGUUUAGUUUUGAGUUUAUCAAUAACCAACAAACAUUACUCUUUGAAUAAUAGAUUUUGUACUAUUUAUCAGGAAUUUGAAUGUUAGUUUGUUCAAUAAAAGUCGUGGAACUACUCCCUUGUAAACAUUAUUGGGGUACAAGAUCCGUUUAGUAGUCCUAUGUAUUGUUGACCAGGAUCAUGUUUAUUUUUUUAACAUAGGAUCAUGUACUCCCAUAACUUUAGUUUUGGGAUUAAUGGGAUGCAUGGAUGGAUUAAGUGGCAAUCACCUAGAACAUCACAAUGUUAAAUGCAGUAUGUUUUUGUACAUAUAUUCGGAUUAGCUUUGGACCAGUCCUAGUCUUUGAGGAAUACUCUUCACACACAUGUGUAAAUCUUUGUAUAGAAAGCUGACUUUGUUUUCCAAAGUACUCGUCCAGUAAACAGUUUAAGAGUUUUAAUGGUUUCCAUCAGCGUAUAAUCUGAGUAUUUUAUGACGUCCACCGGUCAAAACUUUACUUCACUUUGAGAUAAAAUGAAUACUAGCGGUUAUUGUAGACAACGUACAUAUAACAAGAAAUUGUUUUUCGAUGUCAUAUAUUAUACCAUUCGUGAGACGCAAAACAGUCGAGGUAACGACGAUGACGCCCUAACUUGUUUUAAACUCAGACCUGUAUGUAUACAACUGUGGGAUGAUAGUGCAAUUGUCGUAGGAACGACAGUGAAUUGUGAAAAUUAAAUUAUUACAAAAUAACAAAACCAAUUUCUUCAAUCUUCAAAACCUCUUGUCAAAUUGUCUGAUACUCAAAAUACUGUUGCGAGUCCAGGAUCAAAAGAAAAUUUAUCGACUUCAAAACUUUGAGUGAAAUAAAAAACAAAUCCGCACAAAUCUGGCAUAAGUAGAAACUGUUUAGCCUUUAAAGACUUUUGAACAUAAAUUUGAUUUUUUGAUAUUUUUGAGGAUCAUGAGCUAAACAAAAAUUACUACGAAAUUCGAUUUUAAUUUCAUAUUGUCGAAUAUAAAACUAAAACUAUUUUACAAAGUGACUAAUAAAACUAAUUAACUAACAUUGCUAAAAGCUUGUAAAACUCGCACAAGUUUUAAGUUUCCGAAACAUUUAAGUUUGAAAUGGAUUUUGUGAUAAAUAGUAAGAAUCGAAUCCCCAAAUCAUUAAAAAUAUGAAACGUACAUAAAUUGUAUGACGAUUGACUUUCUGUUAGGACAAGCACAUGUUAAAAUAGCUAGUCAACUAGGUAGUCGGUGGCUAGGAUAACCUUAAGUGGAAGGUUAAACGGCUAGUUCUGAACAAAUAAAAAUUUUGAAAAACUAAAGCUAAAAUCCUAUAAAAAUUAAAUAUUUUUCAAGAAAAUUUCUUAUAUUUGGGCAAAUUAAAUUUCAUUCUUGUCUGAAGCAGGCAGUCUUUAGUGAUAAAUUUUUUUCCUAAAUAUUUCAAAUUUUUACAACUCUAAUUUGUAUUGCUGUUUUAUUACAACUCAAAUUACAUAAAAAAAUCAUAAUAAUCGAGAUUUUAAAUGGAUUUUAUUGAAAUUAUUAUUCAACUGCCAAAUUUAUAAUCAUAUUUUCUUCUUUUUAAUUUAAUUUUUAUUAUAAUAAAAACCAUCAAGCCAAUCAAUCAACCCAUACAAACUGAUCUUCCAUUAAAAAAAAACAUUCAAAUUUUUACACUUAAACAAAAAAUUUUACUCAAAUAUAAAGUAUUUGGUUUAUUUUUAUUUAACCACUUUGUUGUUAACAAAUUAAUAAAACUUUAACAAAUGAAUUUAAUAGCAUUCCCCCUCUUCAACGUUUCUGUUUUGUUUUCCUUAACUAAUAUUUGCAUAAAGUGCCUUUUUAUAAAAUGCAAACAUUAAAAAAAAAACUAUAAACAAAUAGUAUUUUAUGUUAAAAGCCCUUUAUUGUUUUUAAAUUAUUUUUAAUUUGCUUUUUUUUCACUCAUUAACCGAUUAAAAGGAAUUGUAGGUAUUAAGAAGAAAUAAACCCCUAGAGACUGUAGCAAUGAAAAGUUUUUAAAAACAAUUUGAUUCAAAUUUAAAGAAACAAAAAAUUAAAUUUAUGACAAUGAUUGAAUGUGAAAAUUGGUUGUAAAUCAUACUUAUAGAAAACAAAGAAAUUAAUGAAAAAAAUAUUAACCCUGAAAGAACAAAAGAAAUUUUAAACCGUCUUGCUGUAAAUAACAUUUACAAAGGAAAUACAUAAAUGAAAAUGUUUUAACAUAAAUAAAGUAUAUAAUAUAAAAAAAUAAAUAUUUUUGCACUUAAUAUAUAAUAACAAAGAAAUAAAAUUACUUAUAAUUAAAACACUAAGAAAUAAUUAGAAAUUCGAUAUUAAAGCUUUUUCGAAAUUCAAAACAAAUAAAGAAAAACAAACCUACUACCACCAAACAAAUAAACCAACAACACUUUUUUGAACUGUUUUUUUUUUUUAUUAAUAAAAUAUUAAUAAUCACAUAUCACUAUAAGUAUGUAUAUUUCAGUUUAAAACCAUAAAAAAAUAAAACAAAAUAUACAAUUUAGUUUCUUAUCAUCAUAUUAAACACAUUAACUAAAACACAAAGCAAUAGUAAUAUGUAUGUAUUUGUUAACUUUAAAUUAAUAACAAAUAACACUCUUUUAAAGCAAUAAUGAUUUUAUUUCUUUUUUAUCAUCUACAAAAAAAAAAAAAAGAAAGAGAAUAUUAAUAAUAAAUCGCCACAAAAAAUUUAGUCAAAAACAAACAACAUUUUAAAGUUUAAACUUUUGUUAAAAUUUGUGUUUUCUUUUACGAAACAUAAAACUAAAGUAUAUAAAACUAAUUUAAUUAUGUCUAAGCUCUAAUAUUUAUGCAUUUCAAUUUAUAAUUAUAUAAAAACAACAACACUAACAUUAUAUUCAACUCUCUCUCUCUUUCACUCUUCAUCACUUACUUCCUGUUCUUUACAUUUUAUAUUUACACUCAUACCUAUUUAAAGUAAACAAUACAACAAAAAAAUUGUACUUAAUCCUAUCGAAGGAAAAAAAAAACUAAAGUUUUCAUAAUUAGUUUUAAUUAAGUCCUUUAAUUCUAUUAAAGCUUAAUUUACUUUAUAAGUUUCAAUUGAAAAAAAAACUUAGUUUUAAAAUGUCUUUGUAGUUUUAUCUUAAAAAAUCCUAAAAAAUAAACUUUUAAUUUAAUUUUUAGUUAUUUAAAUGCUAAUUAAUUAUCUGUAUGUAAUAACGUUUUAUUUUAUAUUUUUAAACAAACAUGUACUGUCAUAACAAAUAAUUAAUAAUAUUUAAUAAAAAGAAACAAUUAAAAC